Messenger RNA from Oikopleura dioica, 1563 nucleotides. The record is from the annotation of a GenBank genome assembly. Lineage: Eukaryota; Metazoa; Chordata; Appendicularia; Copelata; Oikopleuridae.
AUGGCGACGGUGUGGAAAUGGGGAUAUUGCCAAUCCCCCUUGGGCUUCUUAGUGCACAUCUUUCAAAUGGACUACGGCUCCUCACUGAUCGAAGACGUCAAUGCAGCUCCCGCAACGAUUUUCGGAAUGUUGAAUCAUUUCUUUCUUCUUAUGCAUUGGGAGUUCGCUGGAAUUUUCGGAUUCAUUCUCGCUGCAAUCGGUUUCGUGUAUUUGAUCAUGCAGAGACCUUCUUUGGUGGGACAAGACCCACACAAACCCCUCAAUACGAUGCUGAUUUCUCGACUCUGGCUUCAGCCUUCCCUGUUCUACAUUCUUUUCAUCUCCGUCGGCGUCAAUGCUAUCAUUGAAGGGAUUGUCACCAUUCAAGCAGAACUUGAUCGACCCCCUGAAAUUGUUUUUGAACUUUUAAAUAUGGGCGUCGCGGAAUUGCUGACGUUUAUUAUCCUACUGGUUUCUUCUGUUCGCGGUUACAUGUACAACGAUCGCUCGCAGAUGGGCAUUUUCGAAAGGUUUUCUCAUCAGACGCUUACAAUGCUUCCGAAAAACGCGCUCGUUCUUACAGUGGGCGAGAGUCUUUUUACUGGAAUGGAGUAUUUUCAAAUCGUCGAAGACUACAGGAGCGACUUAGACCUGGUUGACUCGAAGAUGCUUACGCACCACUGGUGGCUCCGAAAUAAGCAGAAGAAGAUGAAUCGGGUCAAGAUUCCGAAGAAAGAAUACGGCGAUGGAUUUUAUAAAGAGUCAAAUCCAGCACAAAUUGUUAUAGAUCGAAUAGACUUUUGUAAGGCCAAUCAGCAAAGAAUGAUCUUCAUCUGUGGCGCGGACAGGGAUCUCGAGGAGAUCGAGAAAACGGCGAAGGAGAGAGAUUCCGAUUUUGAGGUUAUACCGUGGGGCCACUGCGACCAGAUAUUCAUCAAAUCUAACUACACUUUUGGAGAAACCGACAUCGCAAAGGCUGGAAGUUUCAUAGAGCGACACAAUACUCUCAUCAAAUCUUCUGCUUGGUUUCUUUCUCCUCCAUUCACUACGAGAAUUCCUCUUCAUCUAUGGGAGUACGAGAUCAACCAUCUUAUGUGGCACAUGAAGACUCGUCUUGCUAGAGCUGCUUUUGAUGCUGGUGAAGAGGCGCUAGAUAAUGGGGAUAUAGAUAUGGCACUGAUAAACUUCGACCAAAGCUACAAAAUCUACAGAACCGAGCAAGAUGCAAUAAACUUAAACAAGCCUAAAUGGGUGAAGGAAGACGAGUGGGUUCCACCAGAGUGGCAUCGCAACAUGGCAUUGAUUCACACGCGUUUAGCGUCUCACGGCGGCCCCAAUUUCGUUAACAGCUACAAAAUCGCAAGGAUGGAAAUGACAGCUUUCUUAGAAAGUGCCAAACGCCUUAGAAGACGGAUUCCUUGGAAAAUUGAACUGCAAAAAAUUAAAGUUCUGGAUGCUGUUAUCCAAUCCAAUGGCGCUAAAACUAUUGCGGACGUCGAAAAAGAGCUUGCGGAUGCAGAAAAUAUCGCUGGAUCUGACGAGUCAGAAGGCAAACAACAUCUUCCGUACACAAACGACCUUUGA